Messenger RNA from Lolium rigidum, 1074 nucleotides. Its product is annotated as transcription factor MYB59-like. Gene Ontology annotation, biological process: regulation of DNA-templated transcription. Gene Ontology annotation, cellular component: nucleus. The record is from RefSeq and is a predicted model, not a curated record. The transcript has 2 exons. Gene Ontology annotation, molecular function: DNA-binding transcription factor activity; sequence-specific DNA binding. The coding region runs from base 164 to 955 and encodes 263 amino acids. Lineage: Eukaryota; Viridiplantae; Streptophyta; Magnoliopsida; Poales; Poaceae.
GCUAGCUCUAUAUAUAACCCAGGUGGUUAACUCACAGGCUAGCUCCAUUACCACCUCAGGCAAAACAACAAGACAGUAAACAAGCUUCGUCGUCGUCGAGGUAAUUGAUCGGAGUCCGAGACGAAGCGCCCAAGACCGACGAGUAUAUACAUAUCGACCAGCCAUGUGCAACAACAGCAGCGCCGGCGGGGCCAUAGCAACGACCCGGAAGGGGCCGUGGACGGAGCAGGAGGACGCCCAACUGGUAUGGUUCGUGCGCUUGCUCGGCGAACGCCGUUGGGAUUUCUUAGCUCAGGUCUCAGGUCUCCGGCGCACCGGCAAGAGCUGCCGCCUCCGGUGGGUGAACUACCUGCACCCGGGCCUCAAGCGCGGCCGCAUCACCGCAGAAGAGGAGCGCCUCAUCCUCAACCUCCACGCCCAGUGGGGCUCGCGGUGGUCGCGCAUCGCCAGGAAGCUCCCCGGACGCACCGACAACGAGAUCAAGAACUACUGGCGGACGCACAUGAGGAAGAUGGCGCAGGAGGAGAAGACCAAGAAGAAGGGCACAUCCGCCUCCUCUCCGUCCUCCUCGUCCACGUCCGCGACGACAUGCUCGGCCUCCGCCACGGCCACGACGUCCUCGGCGACGACCACCACUGACGCGCUGCAGGAAAGUACCAGCAAGGUUCGCGACGAGGCCGACGAGGAGGCCAGCACGUCGGCGUCGGCGAGCGAGGAGAAGAAGGCGGUGCCGUACUGCACCGUCGUGGAGAUGGACCAGCUGUGGAACGAGAUCGCGGCAGCCGACAUCUACCCCGAUAUGAUGAUGAGCUGGGGAGGCGGCCACGUGGCCGUUGCCGCCGCUGUGGAGGCGACGCCGUCGUCGCCGGUGUGGGAGUCCUGCGCGGAUUACUCGCUGUGGAAGAUCGACGAUCAGGAGUACUACAACACGAUCUAUCAAGACGCUCUGAAUUGACAGGGCUUAAAUUUACGCUACGUCCUUGUUCUUAGUUGUACUUGUACUGCGUUGCACUAUUUGUAAUCUGUCUAAAUUAUCAUGCAUGUAAAUAUAAGUAGAAAUUGAGUUUGAGAUUA